Adineta ricciae is the source of this 2814-nucleotide messenger RNA. The record is from the annotation of a GenBank genome assembly. Lineage: Eukaryota; Metazoa; Rotifera; Eurotatoria; Adinetida; Adinetidae.
AUGCGUAAAAUUGUCUCGAGAUGUCGACCGUCAUUCACUCGAAUACAUCGAAAACGACAUUCAUACGAUGCCAGUCUUCCUCAUACGAUCGACGAAAACCCUACGUCGAGCGCCUCGUCACAAGUUUUUAAUCGAACGAAACAAUCAAGUAAUUCGAAUGCGACGAUCUCAUCAUUAGCAGCUUUUCCGAAUACAAAUCGCUCAACAACUGAUAAUCCCAUAAAAUCAGAUUCCAAUACUCGUCCACAAUUUGGUCUAUCGUAUGGUUCAACACCAGCGAUGCAAAACCUAACGAAUUCGGCUGGCACAGGUAUCGUUCAACCUCAUGCAUUCUCUCAACAGCCAUUGAAUAUGCAAUCGACAACACCAUCGGUCGCUAACGGAAAAGACGAACUACGCGGCUGGUUGUACAAAUGGACAAACUAUUUAAAAGGUUAUCAAAAGCGUUGGUUCGUUCUUCAAGCUGGUAUACUUUCAUAUUAUCGUUCACAAGAUGAAAUGACGCAUGCGUGUCGUGGUACGAUCUAUCUUGAAUCAGCACAUUUAUCAUCGAAUGACUUCUGUCAUUUUGUUAUUUCGAAUGGUUCCACUGUAAUACAUUUACGUACAUCAUCAGAAACUGAUAAACAACGUUGGAUGAAUGCGUUAGAAACAGCCAGACAGAAAGCAUUGAAAAUCCGUCGACAAUACCAAGAUUCUGAUGAAGAAGUGUCCACAAUUGAUGAGCUCAAUGAGCAACAACGAAAUCUCGGUCAGCCGCAAGCCAGUCCGAAUGAUUCGAAUAAGUCACCAAAUAAUGAUGAACGCGCAGAACUAACAACAAUGAACAAGGCAUUCGACGCCAAAUUAGAGGAUCUGAAAAUGUGUAUGGAUUUGAUUAAUCGGCACUAUCAAGCACUUUGCCGCACGCUUGGUGACCUUGAACAGCUCGACAAAACCGAAGCAACAGUAAACGCGAUUAAAAGUGUCAAUGAACGUGCAACACUAUUCCGCAUUACAUCAACAGCUAUGCUUAAUGCUUGUCAAGAAUUGGUUCAGUUAAUUCAAAGUCAAGGUCGCAGAUGGCAGAAAAGCGUUCAAGUCGAGCGCGACGCACGUAUACGUUUGGAACACAUGUGUGAACAAAUCGCACUACAGAGUGUUAAACUGGAGAAGAGAGUUCAACGCGCAUCACGUUCGGAAAAACAAAAUCUUCUGUCUGGACGUUCAGCGCUAACAUCGUUAAAAUCAUCGGAUUUAAGAGGAACAACUGAAGGUGCAAAUCUGUCAGAUGACGAGGAAUUUUAUGAUGCUAUUGAUGAUCCACAAACGAUUGGCGUGUUUCGUAUCCCACUUCAGCAACAUGUUUCGAAUAAUGAUAAACAGUCACCGAACAUUGUUGCUGACGAUGUUAGUUCAUGUAAUGACGACGAUAGUGAAUCAGAAGAACAGGAUGAAAAUAGUUUACCCAUGGUUAUAGUCAAGGCUGCGAAAAAAGACGAAGCAAACACUAAUGCUGCAUUACCAGCUCAAACAACUACCGAAGAAACAGUAUCAAAACCAGUUGUUAGCACUCAACAACAUACCGCAGUAGCUAAACGCAAACGUCGUGAUCGUAUCCCUGAAAGGCCGAACUAUAGCGUCAAUCUAUGGAGUAUCGUUAAGAACUGUGUUGGAAAAGAUCUGACCAAAAUUCCAAUUCCGGUUAAUUUCAGUGAACCCAUCUCGAUGUUGCAGCGUAUUACCGAAGAACUUGAAUAUAGUUCCGUGCUUGAUACGGCAGCGAAAAUCAAUGAUAGUUGGGAACAAUUAGCGUAUGUUGCAGCGUUCACUAUUUCAUCCUAUUCAACAACUACAACAAGAGUUAAUAAACCGUUCAAUCCAUUGCUUGGCGAAACUUUUGAGUGUGAUCGAACAGAUGAUUUAGGCUGGAAAUCCAUUGCUGAACAAGUUAGUCAUCAUCCACCAGCCCUGUCUACAUAUGCUGAGGGACAAGGAUGGACAUUAUAUCAAGAAUUCACUAUGACAUCGAAAUUUCGUGGUCAAUAUUUAAGUAUUACUCCAUUAGGUUAUUCUCACUUGAUAUUUAAAAACACUGGUAAUCAUUUUACAUGGAGAAAAGUGACUACUCUUGUCAAUAAUAUAAUUGUCGGUAAACUUUGGAUCGAUAAUGUUGGUGAAAUGGAUAUCAACAAUCACACAACGAAAGAUGUUUGUAAAUUGAAAUAUUUUCCGUAUAGUUAUUUUUCUAAAGACGUUCCACGAAAAGUAACCGGUGUCGUUACCGACGUUGACGGGCAAGCUCGAUGGGUGUUAACCGGUAUGAUUGAAAUCUUACUCUAUAGAAUAUCAUCAAUUAUCAAACUUUUAAUUAUGUUAGGUACAUGGACAGAAAAAAUUGAAGGCGGUCCGGUUGAAGCUUCGUCUGGUCGUCAUGCUCAUUCGCAUCACAUGGAAACACGAAAUAUGAAACUGUUAUGGCAACGGAAAAUGCCACCGGCACAUCUUGAAAACAUGUAUAAUUUCACUCAGUUAGCCGUGGAAUUGAAUGAAAUGGAACCUGAUGUCGCUCCCACGGAUUCUCGUCAUCGUCCCGAUCAACGUUUGAUGGAAGAAGGACGUUGGGAUGAAGCUAACCAAGAAAAGCUACGUCUCGAAGAAAAACAACGUCAAGCUCGACAUGCUCGAGAAACCAAUGGACAAGAUCCGUACAAAUCGAAAUGGUUCAAAAAGCAACACGAUGCAUUUACCGAUUCGGAUAUUCACAUGUACACCAAUGAAUACUGGGAAUGCAAACAGAAACAAGAUUGGUCAAGAUGCGAAAAUAUCUAUUAA